AUGUCAGCUGGGGCAAAUCCAAAGACUUUGAGUUCAAUAUUGGAGUCUACUAUAGCUGCAACUAAAAAUGAUGAUUUUUUGGACAAUCACCACACUUUGUUGUCACCACAGAGACGGGGAUUCUCUUCUGGAUGUAAAGCGGCAUCUCCGCCAAAGUCGGCCGACAAAUCUCAUCAUCAACAACCAUCUUCUAGCCGUUCCCGUUGGCAAAUUAAAAAUAAUGGAAUUGACUUUAAACCUGCUUUUCAAAAGAAUGCUCUUGAAGCAAAUUCUCGUUCAAGCCGUUCAAGUCAAAACAAUACGGUUAGUAGUGGUAAAGAAGUGGGACAUUCAACUUCUUGGAAUACUAGUGGACAUUCUAAACAAGGAGAUAAGGGUCGUCGCUUUGGUGAUAGAGAAUUUAGUGAAAGAGAACGUACGCGUAGCUCAAACACAGAAUCUGAACAGGUUCCAGAAUGGAUGAAUGCUGGGCCAACUUCUGUUUUUGAUGUGAUUGAAUUGAAAGGAUUUGAUGAUGAUGAAGAACAACAAGAACAGCCAGCAGCUGAAAAAAGUAUUUUUUUGAAUAUUAUGGGGACAGGUCGUGAGGUUUCAACUGGUUCCCUUUUUUGA
Meloidogyne enterolobii is the source of this 612-nucleotide messenger RNA. The record is from the annotation of a GenBank genome assembly. Lineage: Eukaryota; Metazoa; Nematoda; Chromadorea; Rhabditida; Meloidogynidae.